This is a messenger RNA of Daucus carota subsp. sativus, 1667 nucleotides long. RefSeq lists its product as uncharacterized. The record is from RefSeq and is a predicted model, not a curated record. NCBI's taxonomy places the organism in Eukaryota, Viridiplantae, Streptophyta, Magnoliopsida, Apiales, Apiaceae. Bases 80 to 1453 code for a protein of 457 amino acids. The transcript has a single exon.
AAGUAAAAUAUAUACAUGGAUAGAUAGAUAGCUCGAGUCUCUUAAGCUGCAUAAGCCACUUUCUCAUUCUUAGAACAAAAUGUACUCUGAAACAGUUGAGCUCGUAUCAGAAUGUUUGAUCAGACCAUCUGAUUUGCCCGAAAAGGCAAAACACCCAUUUCAUUUAGGGCCCUUUGAUCUUGCCAUGCUCUCAGUUUACUACAUCCAAAAGGGUCUUUUGUUUAAGAAACCCACGGUAACAAAUGAUCGAGAAAAUUCAGUCGAGGUCCUUGUGCAGAAGCUCAAAAAAUCUCUCUCUGUUACUCUUGCGCAUUUUUAUCCACUUGCAGGUCGCCUUGUGACAAAAAAGGAAGAAUCACCGCAGUCUUAUGUGGUGUUUAUAGAUUGUGUUAAUAGCCCUGGUGCUAGAUUUGUCCAUGCGAAAGUGAAUUUGACGAUUUCUGAUAUUCUGUCACCAACUUAUGUGCCUUCAGUCGUUGAAUCUUUUUUUGAUCAUAACAGGGCAAUUAAUCAUGAUGGUCAAAAGGUGUCGUUGUUAACUGUUCAAGUCACCGAGCUAAAAGAUGGUGUUUUCAUUGGAUGCUCGCUUAACCACUCUGUUGUUGAUGGCACCUCUUACUGGCAUUUUUUCAACACUUUAUCAGAAGUUUUUAUGAAAGAUAUUGGUGACGACGGUUCAGAAAUCAAGCGGCCACCUAUUCAUGAACGCUGGUUUCCUGACGGAUAUGGUCCUGUUUUUAGCCUCCCUUUCACUCAUACCGAUCAAUUCAUCAUAAGCAGGCACGAUGCUCCGGAGCUUAAACAAAGGAUUUUUCAAUUUCAAGCCGCAGCCUUGGCAAGGCUCAAAGCAAAGGCAAACGCUAAAUGCAUAAACAAAAGCACUACAAUAUCAAGUUUACAGGCCUUGGCUGCCUUAAUGUGGAGAUGUAUGACUCGUGUUCGUGGCUUACCACAAGAUCAGAUCACAGGUUGCAAACUGGCUAUGAAUAACAGAGCAAGAUUACAUCCUCCAUUGUCACAGAAUUACUUUGGAAACUGUAUUCAGGUGGUGAGAGCUACGACUACAGCAGGAAACCUGCUGAUAAAUGAUUUCGAGUGGGCUGCUUUGCUAGUGCACAAAACUGUGGCUGAACAAGAUGAUAAGGCAUUAAAAAAGUUCAUAGCUGAUUGGAUGCAGAGUCCUUCAGUAUACCAACCCGGGCAAUUUUUUGAUCCGUGUAGCAUUAUGAUUGGAGGCUCACCGCGGUUUGACAUGUUUGGAAAUGAAUUCGGACUUGGAAAAGCUGUGGCAAUUCGGAGCGGAUGUGCUGAUAAGUUUGAUGGAAAAGUUUCAUUGUAUCCAGGGCCUGAAGGAGGAGGAAGCAUGGAUCUUGAUAUUUGCUUGCCUCCGCAUUUCAUGACGGCUUUGGAAUGUGAUGAAGAGUUCUUGGAAGGUCUUAAUCUUUAUGGCUAAUUAUACUGGUUUCAAUUUGUACUUUUUCUAAUAAUAGUUCUCGGUUGAGCCAGGAUCGAACCUAUAUCUUGGUAGGAGAACCUGUAGCGUAUUUCUUUACGGUAUUGUGUCAGUUUUUUUACUGAAUUUUAUUAUUACUGCCUUGAUAAAGUAGACAACUCAGAGUCUCAUCUUGUAAUUUGAUUUUCUCAAUUUAUUCCUUCAUUUAUAUUCC